AUGAAUACUCGAGUAUCAAUGUCUGAUGCUCUAUCCAAUGUUGAAGUUCUUUAUGAACUUCCAUUGAUCGAUUCUCAACCCAGUGUUGAAGGUGCAAAUAAUGCCAUUGUCUAUGAAGCUAACUUUGACACGAAUUUCGAAGAUAAAACAGCUUAUAUUACUGGAAUAUCAAAAUAUAUUGAAGAAGCUGUUUUACAUUCAAAUCUAAGUCUUCUUCUUGAACAAGGUUAUCAACAUGCAAUGACACUCUAUACAUGGCGUUGUUGUUCACGAGCUAUCCCCACGGUUAAAUCACCUGAACAACCAAAUCGUAUUGAAAUUUAUGAGAAAACUGUUGAAGCAUUACAACCAGAAGUAGCGAAAUUAAUGGCAAUCAUGCAUUUUUCAACGAAUGCGGUUGAAACAUUUUGUAAUCAAGUUCGACGUUUAUGUCAUCAUGAAAAACGAAAAGAAUUUGUUAGUGAAGCUUAUCUAUUAACAUUAGGAGAAUUUAUUAAUAUGUUUGCUGUACUUGAUGAACUAAAAAAUAUGAAAUCAUCCGUUAAAAAUGAUUAUUCAGCUUAUCGACGAGCUGCUCAAUUUUUAAGAGUUAUUAGUGAUUCAACAGCUUUGACUGAAUCACAAAAUUUAUCGAUGUUUUUAGCUACUAAUGAUAAAAUUCGAACUAUGUUAAAAACAUCAUUAGCUCAAAUUGAAGGUUAUGAAGAAUUACUUGCUGAUGUUGUUAAUACAAGUGUACAUAUGUUUGAAAAUAAAUUGUAUUUAUUACCAAAUGAAAAACAUAUGCUUGUUAAAGUCAUUGGUUUUAGCUUAUUUCUAAUCGAUUCAACGGCAUGUAACAUCAAUAAACUUGAUGGAAAGAAAAAAAUCAAUGUUAGUCGAAUUGACAAAAUCUUUAAGACGGUUGAAGUUGUUCCACUUUAUGGUGAUAUGCAAAUAGCACCAUUUAAUUAUAUUAAAAAAUCUCCUAAUUUCGAUCCAAGUAAAUGGCCUGUUUGUAAUGAUACAUCAACAUCAUCUAUGCAAGGAAAUCUCUUAAUGCAAUUACCAGAAAUUCGAGAAGAACAUGAAAGAUUUAUUGCUGAUUUAGCUCGAUAUACGAAUGAAGGUGCGAUACAAAAAGUAAUGAAACGUACUGAUCAAGAAAUGAAAUAUUUAUAUCAUAUGGCCUUGACUGGUCUUCAAUUAUUAUCAAAAUGGAGCAAUUCAAUUCUUGAAUUAUAUUGUUGGAAACUUCUUCAUCCAGCUGAUUAUCGUAAAGGUGCAAGUAAAUAUGAUGAUGAUGGUGAAGAAUAUGAACGUGCUACACGUUAUAAUUAUUCAAGUCAAGAAAAAUUUGCAAUGGUUGAAAUUCUUUCAUUAAUUAAAGGUUUACAAUUACAAAUGAAUCGUUUAACUGAAACAUUUCAUGAAGCUAUUUGUUCAACUGCAUAUAAUGAAUUACAAUCAUUUGUUCAAAUACAUAUACGAGAUAUGAUUAAGAAAGUUACACAAAAAAAACGAGAUUUAACAAAAAGUAUUUUAAUUGCAGUAAGAGAUACAUGUGUUGAUUGUUUUAAUGGAAGUAAUGAAGCUAAUUCGAUUGAAGAAGCACUUGCAUUAGGUUUAAAACUUAGUCAAAAUCAUGGAAAUAAAAAAGAUCAUGGUGAAUUAAAUAAUGUUAGAUUUAAUAAACGAUGUGUUGGUCCAUCUAGUACUCAAUUGUAUAUGGUUCGAACAAUGAUUGAAUCUCUUUUGACAGAUAAAAGUGGUUAUGGAAAAAGAACAUUAAGAAAAGAUAUCGAUUAUACUCAUUUAUCAAUGAUUGAACAAUUCCAUAAACAAUCGUUCUUCUGGGAUUAUCUUCUUAAUUUUGAUGCAACAUUAAAACAAUGUGCUGAUCUAAGUCAACUUUGGUAUCGAGAAUUUUAUCUUGAAUUAACAAUGGGAAGAAAAAUUCAAUUUCCAAUUGAAAUGUCAAUGCCAUGGAUUUUAGCGGAUCAUAUCUUAGAAUCAAUAAAACAACCAAUGAUAGAAUAUGUCUUUUAUCCAAUGGAUCUCUAUAAUGAUGCAGCAAUGCAUGCAUUACUUGUAUUUCGUAAACAAUUUUUAUACGAUGAAAUUGAAGCUGAAGUCAAUCUAUGCUUUGAUCAAUUAGUAUUUAAAUUGAGUGAUAAAAUCUUCACUCAUUUCAAAUCCUUAGCUUCUUGUAUGUUACUUGAUAAAAGAUAUCGUUCAGAAUGUCAUAUGAAUGGAAUUAAAGUAGUUUUUCCUUCGGCAAAUCGCUUUGAUGCUUUACUUAAACAACGUCAUAUUCAACUUCUUGGCCGUUCAAUUGAUUUAACAUUUCUUUUAACUCAACGUUUAACAUUAUCUUUUAAAAAAUCACUUGAAACUGCAAUUCAACGCUUUGAAUCAGUUAAUAUAACUGGUGUCAUGGAAUUACAAAGUUUACUUGAAGUCAAUCAUUUAACUCAUCAACUUCUAUCAUCCUAUUUAACAUUAGAUAGUUUUGAAUCACUUGUGAAUGAAGUUAAUCAUAGUGUAGCAAGUGCACUUGGUCGUAUAACAUUACAUAUUUUCUGGGAAUUAACAUAUGAUUUUUUACCACAUUAUUGUUAUAAUGGAAGUACAAAUAGAUUUGUCAAAACUCAACAACCACAUGUUAAUGAAACAGCACGAGAAAAAAUGGCACGAGAAAUUCCUGAUGUUCAAUUAUAUGGAACAAGAGAAUUAAAUCAAGCUUAUGAAAUUGUUAAUAAUCUCUAUCGAGGUUUUGUUGGUGUACAACAUUUUCGAGCAAUGACACGUUUACUUGGUUAUCAAGGUAUCGCUGUUGUUAUUCAAGAAAUGUUAAAAGUUGUUAAAAAUUUGUUGGAUAAAACAAUUCGUGAAUUUGUAGAAAAAUUACGUACAUGUAUGCCAAAACAAUGUAAAUUACCUCGAUCAGAUUAUGGAUCACCAGCUAUAUUACAAUACUAUCUUCAUCAACUCCAUGAAAUUAUUCAUUACCCUGCAUUACAAGAUGUAUUUCAUUGCUUUCGAGAACUUGGAAAUGCCAUUCUGUUCUUUAUCAUGAUUGAACAAAGUUUAUCUCAAGAAGAAAUAAAAGAUUUAUUACAAGCAGCACCAUUUCAAAAUUUGAUCCCACGUCCAUAUGCAAAAGAAGGCGAAUCACUUGAAGCAAAAAUUCGACGACUUGAAGCGAAAUAUGCUGCCAUGUCACUUGUUAAUAUUAUUAAAAAACUUGGUACUGAAAAGCAAGGAAAACUUGUUGAGGAAGCUGAUUUAUUAACACGUGAGCGUCUUUGUAUCGGUUUAACUACAUUCGAAAUAAUGCUUGAUCGUAUUCGUACAUUUCUUCUUGAUGAUCCUGUAUGGGCAAAUAAUUCGUCAUCAGCGAUGAGUAAUAACAUAAGUCCAUUAUCAAAUAUUGAUGAUACACAUGAUUUUCAUCGUAUAUGGAGUGCAUUACAAUUUGUUUAUUGUUUACCAACACGUCAUGAAAAUGAUAUGAAUAUUGAGCAAUUAUAUGGUGAAGGAUUAAAUUUUGCUGGCUGUACAAUAAUACGUUUAUUAAAUGAACAUAGAAAAUUUGAAACAUUUGAUUUUACAUAUCAUUUAUUUAAAAUUAAUCGUAGUGAUCAAAAAGAGGAUGAAGUUAAAAAUGUGUCUUUACCAACAUUUACGGAACGUAUAAGAAAAUUUCAAAUACUGAAUCAACAAAUAUUUGCUUGUCUCAAUAAAUAUUUAUGUCAUACAACAACAGAUGAAAUACCUGUUGAACAAGUUAAAUGUCUAACACCGAUGACAUUACAAACAAUUCAAUCAUCAAUGCCAAUUUAUCAACAUAGUCGUCUUCCAGGAACAACGAGUGAAUGCUAG
Messenger RNA from Adineta steineri, 3864 nucleotides. Lineage: Eukaryota; Metazoa; Rotifera; Eurotatoria; Adinetida; Adinetidae. The record is from the annotation of a GenBank genome assembly.